CAUAAGUCAUCCUGAACCAUGACCUUCAACCCCCCUCCCCCACCUCAACUCCGGCGCGGCCUAGCCUCCGCCCGAGAACGUCAAAAACCCAUCCCCCAAGCUUCUGCGAUGAUAGACCUUCCUCGGUACUACAUCGCCCUUUCCGUUCUACCUAUCGUCCUGCUCUUCCUGGUCGCCCUGGUGAUAGGGUGGUUGAAUAGGGAGAGAGCUGGGAAUGAGCGGAGGAAGGAGAGGUUUUUGAAAGAGAUCGGGUAUGGGGUGAAGGACAAGGAGAAGGAUGGCCAGGAGGAGAUGACGGGUGGGACGAACGGGAAGUCAACGAUUGGGGCGGGGACAUUACGACACAGAAACCCGGGCUUCGAAUCACAAGCUCCGGGCCUCUCACACAAGAUACCCAAAAUAUCCUCUGCCUCGACAUCUUCCACCUCCACUUCGACAUCGACAUCACCGUCAACCCGUCCGUUGAUAAUAGGUUUCUGGCACCCAUACUGUAACGCCGGCGGCGGCGGAGAAAGAGUCCUCUGGACAGCCAUCUACUGGGCUCUUCGACAACAGAAGGAUAGAGUUGAAGGGAGGAAAGUGGUCUGUGUGGUCUAUUCUGGUGAUUAUCCUGCUGCUUCCAAGGAGGAGAUCCUCGAGCGGGUUCAGACCCGAUUCCACCUCCCCCUCUCGCAAACCCCCUACCUACACUCCAUCCACUUCCUCCCCCUCCCCUCCCGCCGUCUGAUCUCAGACGGGUACUGGACCCGGUUCACGCUCUUAGGACAGAGUUUGGGGAGUGUUUUAGUCUGCGCGGAGGGGUUUGGAGUUGGAAUUGGAGUGGAUUUCGGGUUGGGGUUGGGGUUACGGAGAUUGUGGAGCAAGAGGGUGGAGGAAGGGGGGAAGAAGGGGUUUUGGCCGGAUGUGUUUAUCGACACCAUGGGCCACCCAUUCACCCUCCCCCUCCUCUCCUUCCUAUCCGGCUCGACGGUCCCCUUGGGGGCUUACGUGCAUUAUCCGGUGAUAUCGACUGAUAUGAUCGGGAGGGUGCGGGAUGGGGUUUGGGGUGUGGAGAGUGGGAGUGAGGCAGGUACGGGCGGUGAAGGUGAAAGUGGAGGUGAGAAUGGUGGUGAUGGUGCGAAUGGGAAGAAGAGCGGGGGAGGGUUGAAGGGGUGGAGACGGCUCGGCAAACUCGCGUAUUACCACGCCUUUACUCGGGCAUACGCCGUCUCGCUGUUGUUCGCCGACGAGAUCAUGACCAACUCUUCCUGGACGUCGGGGCAUAUCACCUCGUUACUCAAGUUGGGCCGGGGGACGUGGGCGGCUUACCUGCUCAAUUUGGACGGUACCGGGAGGCCCAAAGCAAACAAGACGGAUGCACAGAACAAAGAAAAUGACGGGGACAGCAACGACCGGGUCGUCUUCCCGCCUUGCGAUACCUCGGAGUUCUUGCACUUACCUCUCGAGGACCGGCAUCAAAGCCAUACGUUGAUCUCCCUCGCUCAGUUUCGACCGGAAAAGGAUCAGGCGAAACAACUGAGAGCGCUGGCGAUCCUCUUUGAGCGGUAUCCUCGGUGGCGGGACGUGCAGGUAGAUUCUGGAGACAAAACGGGAACCCAGGUGCAAACCGACAUAGAGAAGGCGGGAUCGGGGUCGAGCAAGGGGGUCAAGCUGGUCUUGAUGGGGAGCUGUCGAGAUGAGGCGGAUGAACGGCGGAUAGACGGCUUGAGGCGACUAGCUGUGGAUCUUGGGAUCGAGGCCAACGUCGAGUUCAUCACCAACGCUCCCUUUCCUAUGCUCGUCUCCCAUCUCGGCUCGGCGUCCAUCGGGCUGAACACCAUGAAAGAUGAACAUUUCGGGAUCGGCGUGGUAGAGUUCAUGGCGAGCGGGUUGAUUCCGCUUGUGCACCAGAGCGCGGGACCUUGGUUGGAUAUCGUCGUACCGCUCGAUGGGCAGACUACAGGCUAUCACGCUACCACAGCUUCCUCCUUUGCCGACCAGAUCCACACCAUCCUCUCCCUCCCCUCCUCUACCCAGCUAUCGAUCCGCCGAGCGGCCCGUGAACAGGCGAUCGCCAAGUUCUCGCAAGAAUGCUUCGAACGCGGGUGGGAAGUCUCUUGGGACAAGCUUUUGGGAUCGGCAGAGAGGGGCAUAGAAGAGAGGCGGAGGGAAGAAUUGGAACAAGAGAGGCGGGGGCGGUGAUGAUGUAUCCACUUAAGGCCGGUCAUCGCUAGACGUCGUUGUACAUGCGUGUCAUCCAUAGAUCCUGGUUGGAAGAGCGUAACCGAGAUGGAUUUUCGGCGAUGUGAAGCCUACGAGUGGUACCUUUGAAGACGCGAGCUUGAGAAAGUAGCCAG
Filobasidium floriforme is the source of this 2336-nucleotide messenger RNA. RefSeq lists its product as uncharacterized. Gene Ontology annotation, cellular component: endoplasmic reticulum membrane. Lineage: Eukaryota; Fungi; Basidiomycota; Tremellomycetes; Filobasidiales; Filobasidiaceae. The transcript has 7 exons. The record is from RefSeq and is a predicted model, not a curated record. Gene Ontology annotation, molecular function: GDP-Man:Man(3)GlcNAc(2)-PP-Dol alpha-1,2-mannosyltransferase activity. Gene Ontology annotation, biological process: protein N-linked glycosylation. Bases 19 to 2181 code for a protein of 720 amino acids.